Molecule: messenger RNA, 315 nt
Organism: Aspergillus udagawae
Lineage: Eukaryota; Fungi; Ascomycota; Eurotiomycetes; Eurotiales; Aspergillaceae
Exons: 3
Coding region: 1-315 (104 amino acids)
Source: RefSeq, a predicted model, not a curated record
AUGCACCUCCCGCUUGAAGUGCGCGAGAAAGUCGCACUCCUCCCUGAGUCUCCCUCCCGCGAAGAGUUGUAUGUCCUGUGGACCAACCUCUUACAGAGACAUUUCCCCUUCCCUCUCCGUGGUUCUCUCCCAAACCUGCCCGAUCUUCCUGACGAGACUGAGGCUGAGCCGAAGGAGGAAUGGCACCUGGCAGAGCUGCAGGCUACGUUGAAGGAGGAGAUGAUGAAGUCGUCUCACUGUCACAUUGCACGAGGGCGCGGGAUGACAAUCCACGGUGCGAUCGUCGUCGGUCGUGAGGCCAAGUUCUACAAGUGA